Messenger RNA from Betta splendens (Siamese fighting fish), 3055 nucleotides. RefSeq names its product E4F transcription factor 1 (gene e4f1). The transcript is spliced from 14 exons. NCBI's taxonomy places the organism in Eukaryota, Metazoa, Chordata, Actinopteri, Anabantiformes, Osphronemidae. Gene Ontology annotation, cellular component: nucleus. The record is from RefSeq and is a predicted model, not a curated record. The coding region runs from base 65 to 2377 and encodes 770 amino acids.
GUAAAUCCGCCAUGUUUGCCUUCCUUCUAGCGGCGUUGCGACAGAGACGGAGACUUCGAACGACAUGAAUGCAGAAAGUAAUCAUACGGCAGAAACAGAGAGGGAGCAAACGAAGAACGGCAAUGAGACGAUCACCAUCCAGACUACCCUGGGAGACGAAGACGAAGAUGUCCACAAGUGUGGCCGCUGUCAGUCAGAGUUUUCCACGCUGGAAGCUUUCAUUCAGCACAAGCUUCACCAGAGCUGCAAACGUGCGGAGGCUAGCAGCCUCGAUGUCAACAAAGAGGCUCCUGCAGCAGAAACCUGUUCUUCAGAGGUGAUUACGUCUAACAGUGCAUCUCCAGAUGAACCAGUGAAGACCUCUAAUGAUGAAAGCAAUAGUCCACUGGGCCGUGGACGCAGGAAGAGAAUUGUCUCACAUAAAGUAACUGAGGAGUCAGAUGUGAUUGAAGUAUCAGUAUCUGAUAAUGGCGACAGUGACAAACUUGUUUACAAAAUCAACCAGGAGGGACGCUACAUUUGCCAAAUUUGCAAAAAGACAUUUAAAACGACAAACAUUGUAAGAACACACUUGAAAACUCACAGUGACCAGAAGAACUUCUCAUGUGACCUAUGUGGGACUGCCUUUCGUACUAAAGGCUCACUCAUUCGCCACAACCGACGCCACACUGAUGAAAGGCCGUACCGCUGUACACUAUGUGGCCAGUCUUUCAGAGAGUCAGGUGCCCUUACUAGACAUCUAAAAGCUCUCACACCCUGCACCGAGAAGAUUCGCUUCGUUCAGUACAAGGAGAUCCUGGUCAGCAAGGAUGGAAUACAAAAAGGAGUUGAAGCAGAUUCCUCCGCAGUGGCUGACCAACAAGAAGUGGUGGUUGUGGAGCAACAGCCAGAGGAUCAGGAGAUGGUGGAGGCCCAGACCUCUGUUGUCAGUGUGGUUGAGGGUGGUUCCGAAGAGGUUCUUCAUCAGGUUCACUUUACAAUGGAGGUAGACGGAACCACUCAAGAGCAGCAGGUGGUUGUAGAACAGUCUCAGGCCGAAGCCUUGGUUGCUGCUGCUGCAGCAGGCAACAACCUUAUCUGCCAGGCUAUCAUCAAUUCUGGUAUUGCACUGGAGACUGAGGAGUCAGCAGUGGAGGAGACCUCACAAUCAGCAGAGGAGAUGAAUAAAGUAGUUCCCGAGUGUCCUAAUAUUGAUGAGGGCAUCGCAGAGAUUCAGAUUAAAGAAGAAUUUGUGGAGAUAGGAGCUGAGGAAACAGAGGCGGAUGAUCAAACAUCCUCAAAAUUGCACUAUUGUCCACACUGUAACCGCUCCUUUAAAGGCCUAAAUUACUUCCGCUUUCAUAUAAAAGGCCAUUUAGGUUACAAACCUUUUAAAUGCACACUCUGCCAAAAGGAGUUUCUCACUGGUUACCUUCUAAAGAAGCACAUGGAAGUUCAUGUUAGUGAGAGGAGAUAUAAAUGUGGUGAGUGUGGCAAGCUAUACAAAACUGUUGGGCAUGUGCGUGAACACAUGAGAGCACACUCGGAUGAAAGACCCUAUCACUGUCCCAGGUGCAACAAGGGAUACAAAACCAAGAAUGCCUUACAAGUGCAUCAACGAACUCAUGGCGAUGAGAAGCCAUACGUGUGUCAGUUCUGUCUGAGAGGCUUUAGGGAAAAAGGUUCUCUGAUUCGACAUAUCCGCCAUCACACUGGAGAGAAGCCUUUUAAAUGCCCAAGGUGUGGACGAGGCUUUGCUGAGCAUGGAACCCUCAAUCGUCACAUGCGCGCCAAAGGCGGUUGCAAUAAAGAAGAUUACAGUGAGCAGCAUGGUGUGGUAACAGAGGAGCAGGCUUCAGUGGAUGGCCUCUCUUCAGCGGCUAUCAUAUCAGACGACCCUCAUGCCGUCCUGGUGGAGUUCUCCUCAGUGGUAGCAGACACACAGGAGUAUAUCAUCAAGACUCAAACAGAUGAGGAAAUACAAGAAGAAGAGGUCACACUCAUUCAAGAGAGCGAAAAUGAGAUGGGGAACCAGAUCAUGAAAGUAGUGCAACGGAUUGUCAGCCAGUCACAAGGCGCUGGCGGCACGGGCAGCCACCAGAUCAUCGUUCGUAACGUGGGGGAGAACGAGGAAGGCACGACCAUCUCCGACUGCGGCGACACCAUCACUAUCGCGACGCCUGAAAGCCUGACGGAGCAGGUGGCCAUGACACUGGCCUCAGCCAUCAGCGAUGGCACGCUCCUCGCCACAUCAGGCACAGUGGAGACUGGAGAAGGAACGGUUACCAUGGUUACCACAGAGGAAGUCAUGGAGGAGGGAAUACAGAUGGUGCAGCAGCAGGAGGAGUAUGUCAUCACCUCCCCAGAGGAGGUGGAGAUUCAGACUGUUAUUGUAUGAUGCAGGACAGAAACUUGGGCCUGCAACAGAUUUGGCUCAACUGUACCUCGUAGCCAAUUACUGUAGAGUUUGCGUGAAGUUUGUGAGAAUCAAUUUCAAAACAAAAGCCAAAGUGUUUGAGUUUGGAAAAACUUCUUUUUGUGCGUGUAAACAUGUGCAUGAGGGCUCAUUUGAUCUCGUUUGACUUUUGACACUUGGUUUGCUUAAAUAAGGAAAAAUGAACUAGCUAACUUAUAGUUUGCCUACAGCUUGAAAUAAUAGCUAGAAAAGGAAUUUGUCUAAUUUGAAAGUAAAAAAAGAGGAUCAAAAUUUUCAGUGUGUAAAAUAGUUUUAUGAAUAGAGCGGUAACUAAACAUGUCAUUGCCUUUAUUUCUUCUUUACCAAAAGUGAAUUUAAAUUCCUCUCUAAUAUUUCAUUGCAGUCUUCUAGUCUUUGCUUUUGGGGGUCCAGGUUGGAUACAAUCAAGUUUUCGAACCACGUUUUACCAACAUAAAACCCUUUAAAGGCCGACCUGAAACUGCACGUUUGCCUCCUGGUCUGAGGUCACUGGACUAAACAAACAUUUAUCAUUACGCAGCGUUUGAGUUCUGAGCUGGUAAAUGAUAAUGGACUUUAAGCAUGACUGAUGGACUAAUGUGUUAUUUAAGUAGAGUUUGCUAUUAAAUGCUAUUUUUUUAA